UCCUGGGCCUUGUAGCGCUAGAAUGGGGACUCUGGACACGGCCAAGCAGCCAAACUGGGAGCACCAGGGCGACAGCAAUAGCAGCACUAGCACUAGCACUAGCAGCAGCAUAGACAUGAGCGUCAAGACUAGUUUGAGUAGCAGCACAGUCACUGGGGGGAGCAGCAGCACCGAUAACAGUGGCAAGAUCAGCGAUGGCACCAGCAGCGAUGUCAAGUGUAGCGGUGGGAAGAUCAGUGGUCGAGGAGGAGGAGGAGGGGGCGCUCUCGCUGAGAGCGCCAAGAGCAGCCUUAGCCGGGGAAGCAAUAGCAGCGAUGUGAGCGACGAGAGUAGCUGUAGCAGCUUUAGCAGCAGCGCCAAUAAGCCCCACAAGGCCAACGACAAGAGAUGGGAGGCGAUCCAGUCGGUGAGAAUGCGGGAUGGGAGCUUGGGUCUCAGCCACUUCCGGCUCUUGAAGAGGCUCGGGUGUGGAGAUAUCGGCAGCGUCUACUUGGCAGAGCUGCGGAGCACAAGCUGCCACUUUGCGAUGAAGGUGAUGGACAAAGCGUCGCUGGCGAGCCGGAAGAAGCUGCUCAGGGCCCAGACCGAGAAGGAGAUCUUACAGUCGCUAGAUCAUCCCUUCCUCCCCACGCUCUAUACCCAUUUCGAGACGGACAAGUUCUCGUGCCUGGUGAUGGAGUUUUGCAUGGGUGGUGAUCUUCACACACUGAGGCAGCGGCAACCGGGCAAGCAUUUCACCGAGCAAGCUGCUAAGUUCUAUGCGUCCGAGGUGCUCUUGUCGCUCGAGUACCUCCACAUGUUGGGCGUCGUCUACAGAGAUCUCAAGCCGGAGAAUGUGCUCGUGAGAGAGGACGGGCACAUCAUGCUGUCCGACUUCGACUUGUCACUCCGGUGUGUCGUGAGCCCGACGCUGGUGAAGUCGUCCAUGGAUGGAGAUAAACGGGGGCCGGCCUACUGCAUACAACCGGCGUGCGUGCAGCCAUCGUGCAUCCAACCGGCAUGCGUCGUGCAACCAUCGUGCUUGCUCCCGCGGUUCCUCUCCAAGGCCAAGUCGAAGAAGAGCCGGAAGCCCAGGAACGACGUCGGCAACCAGGUGUCUCCACUCCCGGAGCUGGUCGCAGAGCCAACAGGAGCCAGGUCCAUGUCCUUCGUCGGGACUCACGAGUACCUGGCCCCCGAGAUCAUCAAGGGCGAAGGCCACGGCAGUGCCGUGGACUGGUGGACGUUCGGCAUCUUCCUCUACGAGCUCCUCCACGGCAAGACGCCGUUCAAAGGCUCGGGCAACCGGGCCACGCUCUUCAACGUGGUCGGCCAGCCGCUCAAGUUCCCGGAGACGUCCCACGUCAGCUUCGCGGCGAGGGACUUGAUCCGCGGGCUGCUCGUCAAGGACCCGCAGCACCGGCUGGCGUCCAAGCGCGGCGCCACCGAGAUCAAGCAGCACCCCUUCUUCGAAGGCGUCAACUGGGCUCUCAUACGGUCGACUGUACCGCCGGAGAUCCCCAAGCCGUUUGAGCCAGAGCCGGUGCUUCCGAGCAGGGUAGCACCACCGCCGCCACCUCCGCCGCCGCUGAGCUCUACUACCACGCAACACUCGCUGGAGAAGAGGCCGGUGACUCCGGCCAGUGCUCCUCCAGCGGCAACUCCUGUUGGUGGCGAGGCAAACGGGUCAGGCUCAUAUCUGGACUUCGAUUUCUUUUGAGCAUUUGGAGCGGGUAGUGGCUGAGCGAGCAGCAGCAGCAGCAGUGGCGGCAGUAGCACAGCAAAUGUGUGGGUGUGGAGGGACUGGCGGAUAUCGACACGGGGCAGGACAAAAAGGAGCUACAGGGAAGGAAAUGCGUUUCUUCUUUCGGUACUUACAAACCUUUCCAGCUAUGGAGGACUGGAGGACAGUGAGAAGACGAAGAAGAAGGAGAAGAAGAAGAAGAAAGAAGGAGAAGAAAACGAAAGGGGGAGAAGGAAGAACUUCAUUGUCGGGGGAUUGGAACAAAUUUUCGACAAGCGAUCUUCAACAGCAACAAAACAAAAGCAGCAGCAAUUCAGAGGCCGGAGGACUUACCCAACAAGGAAAGCAGAGGGAAAGAACAAAACGGAGAGGAGAGAAAAACUCGAGAUCAACAAUUUCUGGGGAAGAAUUGGAAUUUGACAGGUGAGGAGAAGUAGUCACUGUAGCUAUCCUUUGUGUUCUUUUAAUACUAGCCACUCUUGUAUUGAAAUA
Selaginella moellendorffii is the source of this 2215-nucleotide messenger RNA. RefSeq names its product serine/threonine-protein kinase D6PKL1. The transcript is spliced from 2 exons. The record is from RefSeq and is a predicted model, not a curated record. Gene Ontology annotation, cellular component: nucleus; cytoplasm; plasma membrane. NCBI's taxonomy places the organism in Eukaryota, Viridiplantae, Streptophyta, Lycopodiopsida, Selaginellales, Selaginellaceae. Gene Ontology annotation, biological process: protein phosphorylation. The coding region runs from base 23 to 1699 and encodes 558 amino acids. Gene Ontology annotation, molecular function: protein serine/threonine kinase activity; ATP binding.